Drosophila arizonae is the source of this 3303-nucleotide messenger RNA. It is a transcript of the gene ihog, whose product is annotated as interference hedgehog. Gene Ontology annotation, molecular function: protein binding. The record is from RefSeq and is a predicted model, not a curated record. Lineage: Eukaryota; Metazoa; Arthropoda; Insecta; Diptera; Drosophilidae.
GAAUGAACCAGUCGACUUGAACUGGCGUCGCUGUCGUGUUGCAGCAUCCAAUUUCGAUGGCAAAUAAUAAAAUGUUAUUGUUUAUUUGUACAAGUUGUUAAGUGCAUUUAUUUAUUUACAWGUCGGUAACUUGUAAGAGAAACAAUUAACUCGUUUCACAGUAAACAAUAUACCACGCAUAUAAUGAGCGAACGUACGACUGUGUAAAAUCGAAAGAAGAAAAACCUGCUUCCAGACUCUGCGCAAACGCGUCGGCUAGCUUAAGUCGAGAACCGAACAAAAGGAACGGAACGGAACCUUAGACAGCGGCGCCCCCAAAUGUCGGUGACGCGAGGCCACAAAUCAACGCCAUCGCUGCUGCUGCUGUUUCUGUCGGUGUUGACGUCGUUGCUUGCAGCAAUUCCGGUUUUACAGGCCAAUGCGCCGUCGGCAGGGCCAGGCGUGCGAAUACUGCGACCGCCCGAAUCUACAGUGGCGCCCUCUGGCGACGAGGUGGUGUUUGUGUGCGAGACCAGUUUGCCGCCGGAACACUUCGAAUGGAGCUACGCCUCGACCCGCAGCCAUGCGCCGCGCUUCAAAUAUUUAAAAUCGAGCAGCGCCAAAAACAAUUCCAAUAUAACCAUAACCAAUGACAAUGACAUAUCCAAGCUCCGUGUCAUUGUACGGCCCGAGACUCUGGGCGAGUAUCGUUGCGUGGCAUGGUUUGGACCACUGGCCGUCACCUCCACCACAGCGCGUUUGGAGCUGGCCACCAUCAGCGGCGACAAAACUGCUCAACGUUCAGAUUGGCGCGUGGCGGCAGGCAACACUGUGCUCUGGCAAUGCGGCCAGGUGGUGUCUAAUCCGGCACCCACAUGGAGCUUCUAUUACAAUGACAUCGAGAUACCAGCGGCCUCGACACUGAGUGACUCCAGUGGCACGCUGCUGCUGCCACAUGUCUCAACGGCAAGCAGCGGCAGCUACACUUGCGUAGCCACCAACACGGCCUCGGGUCAGCGCCUGGCCAUGCCCAGACGUUUGGAACUGCAGGUACCGGCUGCAGCUUUGCCGAGCGCAGCGCCAGCUCUGCUGCCUGGGCAAAGCGUGCGAACCGAAGUGUUGGCUCGCAUAGGUGAAACAUUGUUGCUGCUGUGCCCGGGCGUGGGCUAUCCUCCGCCCACAGCCGUUUGGAGCAGCCCCGAUGUGUCCGGAGCUGUGUACAACAAUCGCACGCGCGUGCUGCCCUAUGGACUGCAAAUUAGCGGACUGCAGCCAAAGGAUACGGGGACCUACAUCUGCUACCUGGACAAUGGGAUACGUCCUGCCUUGGAGCAUUAUAUUCAGCUGGUGGUGCAGCAAGCCCCACGUAUAGUGCGUCCGCCGAGCGCCAAUCUCACCAAUGAGGGCGAAUUCAUGAUGUUGGAGUGUGCGGCCACGGGCACGCCCACACCGAAGAUCUACUGGUUGCUUAAUGGGGAGAACAGUGUCUACGAUACCGAGGCGGAGCUGCCGUCCAAUGGCUCCCUAAUCUUGCGCCGAGUGCAAAAGCGGCAUGCCGGCUGUGUACAGUGCUUUGCAAGAAAUGUGCUCGGUGAAGACAGCGCUGGCACUCUGCUCCAAGUCAAUCCCACUCAGAUCCAGGCCGGAGAUGGCAUGGGCACGGGCGGCAUGGGUAGGUCAUCCAACCGGAACGCACACAACCGCAAGCAAAAGCAAAUGGUGCCACCGUCGGCCCCCAAUGUUACCCGGCUAUCGGAUGAGUCUGUAAUGCUGCGCUGGCAUGUCGUGAAAAACGAUGGAUUGCACAUUCAGUUCUUCAAGGUGCAGUACCGUAUGACGGACAGCGGCAAGCGCAAGAGCUGGCAGACCACCAACGAGAACAUACCGUAUGGCAAACAGCGGCACGAUUCGGAUGAGGCGGUUAGGAACUUCACGUCAUCGGUGACGGGCUUGCGACCGGAUCACAGCUAUCGGUUUCGCAUCAUGGCCGUCUACUCCAACAACGACAACAAGGAGAGCAACACCUCGGGUAAAUUCUUUCUGCAGCGGGGUGCUGCUUUGGCUCCGCUGCCGGUGCCCGAGCUGUUGGACAUUAAGGAGUACUCGCAGACGGCCGUCAUGCUGCACUGGCGUUUGCCCAGCGAUGCAGAUGAGCAAUUGAUAUCCGGAUACUAUGCCUAUUAUCGACCCUCUGCCUCGGCUGGCGAGUACCUGAAGGCAACCAUCGAUGGUGCCAAGGCGCGCAGCGCUCUGAUCUCUGCGCUUGAGCCGGGCACAAUUUACGAAUUUAAAUUGCAAUCUUUUAGCGCUAUGGCUGCAUCCGAGUUCAGUUCACUCAAGCAAGGACGAACCCAACGACCCAGAAGCAGCACAACGGCUCAGCCGACGAUGCAUACUGUAGAUACCACUACGCCGACCCACAACGAGACCUUCAACAUGAAUCCGCUGCUAACGGGCACCAUUAGUGGCGGUGCAUUACUAAUCUUGCUCGUGAUCAGCGCCUGCUUCUGCCUAUGCAAGCGUCGCCACUCACGCGGCGACAACUCACAGAAUAAGCCGAGGCUGGCGGAGCUGCGCGAGGAUUUCGUACCGCUGAACACCUGUUCGCCCAACAAGCCGCGCACACGACAUAUCCACAUUACACUGAAUCCGCUGGCACAGCAGCAGCAACARCAGCUGCAGCAGCAGCAUCAACAGGACGAGAAGGACUCGCAGGAUAAUGAGUUGGGCUACUUCCAGCGCCAGCCCGUUGUUUACGAUGCCGAAACGUUGGGUUUCAAUGGACUUGCGCGUAUGUCUUCGUCUUCGCUGCGACGCUCUCAACGCACGCUGGAACGUGCCGCUGUUGGUGGCGGCUCUGGCGGCAACAACAACAAUCUUAACCAGGCGACGGAUGCCUCGCUGGCCGCAUCGCUGGACAGCCCACGCCUGCAGGCGUCCAACAAGCCGGGGCGUGUUAUUCUAAAGCGCUCACGCCUAUCCAGCCGCUCCGAGAAUCUCUCAUCGGGCAGCCUGAACAGCGUGGGCGUUUAAACUCGUGAUCUUUAUUUAGUCUAUGCUCAUUUAUAGGAUAUAUGCUAUUCCUCUACCUCUGUUUUACAACUUUUAAAACCUUCAAAUGACAUUUACUUAAACACUUUGUACUUAUAUAUACAAAUGCAUUAGCCCUUAAGUACUUAAUUAGUUUUCUACACUUUAUUACUUGUAUGGAGCCUAUAUAGCUCAAAUGUGCAUUUUAUAGUAUAGUAUUUACCUACUUAUAUAGUUAGUCUUCCAGCUCUUGAGAUAAGUUUAAAUUCUGUACUGAUAGCUUCAUAAUUUUAU